Naegleria fowleri is the source of this 3756-nucleotide messenger RNA. RefSeq lists its product as uncharacterized. Gene Ontology annotation, cellular component: ciliary basal body. The transcript is spliced from 3 exons. Gene Ontology annotation, biological process: motile cilium assembly. The coding region runs from base 1 to 3756 and encodes 1251 amino acids. NCBI's taxonomy places the organism in Eukaryota, Heterolobosea, Eutetramitea, Acrasida, Naegleriidae. Gene Ontology annotation, molecular function: protein binding. The record is from RefSeq and is a predicted model, not a curated record.
AUGAGCCGACAACAUUUGGACGUUGAUUUUGGGCGGGCAUUCACAAACCUGACUCAUGAAGAUGAUCGACCACAAUCGCCGAGUGCCUUAUCGGGUGAUUCGGUAGGAAAACCAAGAAAAUUGAAAAAACAAAAAGUCAUUAAGAAAAAGGAUGAAAAUGGAGAGUAUCGAUAUUACAAUCCCAAUACGGGCGAGGAUGUAACUGAAAAAGUAUUAAAACAAAAGGAAAAGAAGAAAUUGGAAACCAGUCAAGUUUCGGAGAAUAUGGAGGAACGAAUAGAGAGGCCAUCUUCGUCUUCACAUUCGCCUUCGAAAACAAAUGACAAAGACUCUCCAGCAAAACCUUUGUCUAGGAAGAACAACAACGAUGAGCGAGCAGAACGCAAGCUCAAAAAAAAUGUUUCAGAAACACAACAAAGAUCAAACAACGAUGAUGACAAUGCGGAUCGUGACAACUUGAAACAAGUCACAAAGAAAAAUAGAAAUGAAGAAGAAUUAAAAUUGCAAGAACAACAUUCAAACAGAGUUAUUGCCAAGGUAAAAAAAGAAUCAUCAGAAACAGAAAUCAUGUCAACGAAAUACGAUGAUGAUGAGCCUACCUCAUCGGAGCAACAACAAAGCCAACCCAAAGCAAAAACUGUUGUUCCUCAUCUUGGCUUACCGUCAUCAUCCAGCACAGGUAACUUGGACCCGAACAGCGGUCGAAAUAAGACACAAUCCAAAGAAAGUAAUGAUGAGGAGGAUGAACAGCCGUCCGACAAAAUCAUCAUUACGCCCCCUCCCACCAAUAGAGCAAGAUCCUUUUUUGCUCCUCACGAAACAAGCGAUAAUAAUUUCGAAGUUUUUCAAGUGGAAAAACCACAAUCCUCACAUAGUGACGACAAGUCAAUAAGUUCUUCUGAGAGAUUACUCCAUGACGAGGACCAGCAGAUUGAGAUGAAUCAACAGCAGCAACGCGAAAGCUCACCUAAAGAGAAAAAAAAGCUAAGUAAUAGCGAGAGUAGAAGAAGACGACGCCGUUCAAAGCCCAAACCUGAAGAGACAACAAAUAACAACAUUCACGACGAUGUGACUGAACCAUCUCGUAUUUCAGAUGGCGCCAAGGAAGAAGAGACCCUUUCACAAGAUGCCCUUAUACAACCUCCAGCCGUCGUUUCUUCAACAAUGGAUGACCGUAUUUUGGAUCAGGACGAAACGACAACAAACGGGAGCGGCUCCUCAACUCAAUCAUUGGCAGAGGAUGCCAUAAAUUCCUCUCCAAAAAACAAUGAUCCAAUGGCAGAGUUGUAUCAGGAAAAUAAUAAUCAAGCCAAUGUCACAACACCAGCAUUACUACCCGGAUAUCUUGCUUCACAAUCGGACACUAUUUGGAGUAGGAAAGGAUUGGCUAAAUUUUGGAGAAAAUCUUUGAAUUUUGUAAGGACAUUUUCCUUUACGGAUCCUCAACAAGAACCAACAAUCAAAUCAAACAAACACUCAUUAUUCGAUCCCACAAAGCGCAACAUUGCGGAUAGAAUGACGCGACCAAUUUUAACAUUGACCAUUAAGGGAGCAGAUAUGUUAACUCUAGAUGAAAAUGUGGUGCAUCCUUGUGUUAAAGUUUCGGUCUUGGACAUUCUCACGGGUCAAUAUCUUAAAGCUGACUCGUUCAACGACAAGUCCAGUGAGGUUGUUUUACCACAAAUGACUCUACCUUACAAUAUGAAAAAGACCAAAAGUUUGGUGCCAAUAUGGAAUGAUACCAUGUACUUUGAUACACUUUAUAAUCACUUUCUGAAAGAAAAUGUUGUAUUUAUUUUUGAACUUGUAGAUUUCAGUUUUGAAAAAGGAGAAUACAAAAUAGCCUGGGGAUUCUUAAAGCCUGUGAGCUCGAGUGGAAGAGCCAAUGCCGGCAAAGACUUGCGGAUUCGACUUUUCAAAUAUCCAAGAAAAAUUCCUGGAAUUUUCUCAAAAAUUUUCAAACCACACUCGCCUCUAGUACAACCUUCACAAGCGAGCGCUGCCUUAAACACUAAUGCAGUCUUUUCCACCAAUGAGGCGUUCUUAUUGUAUCAACAUAGACAUCAGGCACAAUUAUAUCCCUCAACUCUCUACAUUGAGAUGAAAGCAAUGCAACGACCGCCACGAAAAAAAAUAUCAUUUCCUGAACGACCCCAAAAACCUAAUGAAUUUGAAAUUGGAAGAUUCACACUCGAGGAAUUGCUUCAAAAUAAUGAUGAACAAGUGGUAAAUAUUGUACAGACUGAACAAACCAAAGAAAAGAAGAAGGAACAAUCACUUCAACGACUCAAACUGAAACGAGAUGUGAAUGAGCCAUGUGAAAUUCCAUCAAAGUUAUUGUUUCAAUUUGAUGCUGGAGAAAAGGGAUGUAUUUGUUUGGAAUUUUCAAAAUCGGGUCAAUACUUGGCUUGUGGAUGUCACACCAAUGAGAGGUAUGGCCAAUUGAAAAUUUAUGAUGUCUUUGAGGGAACUCUGGUUGAAACGAUUAAUGCUCAUAUUGAUCUUAUUUAUACCAUUGAUUGGAAUUGUGACGAUACUGAGAUUGUCACUGCAUCAUCGGAUGGUAUCUGUAAAGUUUGGAAUGUCGAAUACGACAAGAAAAAGGCCUCCAACAGGAAACCAAAACUCAUUUCGGCGAUGCAACACCCGUGCUAUGUCUACACGGCACGAUUUCAUCCCAUCUGCAAGAAAAUUGUUGCAUCGGGAAGUUAUGACCGUCGAAUUCGAAUUUUCAAUAAGGACACUGGAAAGACUAUCAAAGAACUCGAAGGACACACCUCUAGAAUCAGUAGUAUUGCUUUCGACAAUGGUGGAACCAGAAUGUAUUCUGCAAGCGGUGACGGUGUGAUCAAAAUUUGGAGUUGCCGCCUCAGAGAGGAUUCAACCUUAGACGAUAUUUCCAACUCGUUUGCCUGUAUGAGAACCAUUCAAGAUACUGAGCUGAGCAAAUCCACUCUCACCUGUAUUCGCAUUGAUCCAAAAUAUUCUCAAGAACGUUUGUUUAUUCAUUCUCAGGACAACAUGUUACGACGAUUGGACACUGGCCUCAAAAACAUUCGUAAUCGAUAUCACGGUGUGAAAUGUUUUAUCAAUGCUCAGAAAUGUAAUGUGAGUCCAGACGGCCAAUACAUUGUCUCUGGAUCCGAUAUUGGAAGAGUUUACUUUUGGAAUGUUGAGAGUGAGGAAUUAAUUUAUAAGGAAGGAAAAGAUUUUGGAUUUGAGGAUUCGCCAGUCUACGAUAUUGCAUGGAGUUCGAAAGAACACAUGAUUGCCUUGUGUUCAUUCGAUGGUAGUCAACCCAUUCGAGUGUAUUGUUUUGAGAAGGCCAUUGAGGAAUUUACCUCAAAACCUCCUCACUCACAGGAAAAUCCUCAAGGCAGUACACACAGUUCAGAACCUUUACACAAAUUGCAGUCGAAUCAUUACACAAAUCCAUCCUUCUCUCAUCACUACACAUCGUCGAAUAUUCAGGCAUUAUUAACCAAACGAUCGAAUGGCUCGAGUAGCAAUGAUCCAGCAGCGGCACUUCCACUCAGUCCUUCAAGUCAAAGUUUUUUCACAAUGCCUCAGUCACCCAUUAGUAGUGGCAAACAUGCAUCACAAGUGCCACCGCCACGCAGUUCAACCUUAUUAUCGAGUGGAUUCAAUUUUGGAUCAAGAUCAAAAACACCAGAUCCAAUCAAGCUCAACCCUGAUCAUUCCUUGGUUGGGUCAAGGCCCAGAACUUCAACUGCACCAAAAGUGGAAUUUCAAUAA